AUUUCAAAUCCAUUUUUUUUUUCGAAAUUACCGUUGAUAUCAAAAACUUUACUUUUGAUAAACGGGUUAUUCAUUUAAAGAAAAAAAAAUUUUUAUUGCUUUUCUUCUUUCGUAAUUUUUUUUCUGUUGGUGGAAAAACAACCGCAAAAAAAAGAAUAAGAAAAAAGUAACAAAUUUUGAACGAAGAAAAGAAGUUUGAAGAGGAAGUGUGUGUGUAAAGAGAGGAACGCGAAUCAAAGUAGACAGAUAAACUGAAGAUAGACAAAGCGAGAGAUAGAGAGACAGUGUGUCGAGUAGUUCGGUACGCCGAUAAAUUAAGACAAUAAUGCUGCAACCAAGAAUAUUGGUUGGCAGUCAUCGAACCGAUCAACAGACUACGAAAUUCAAUAAUUGUGUGGCAAUCAAUCGGCGGAAUUGCAAAAACACUUCAAAAAUGUGGUCACAACAUUUUACAAAGUCCACAUCAACAAAUUUGAAUGGAUGUGGCAUCAAUAUUAAACGAAGGCAAACAACGGCGAAAAACAUUAAAUCAACAGCUGCAGCCACCGCCGCCGCUCGACGAUUCACAUCAACACGAGCAUUAAAUAUCUCGUCGUCACUCCACAACUUAGCCACAUUUCUAAUAUUAGCAAUUACAUUAUACAGCACUACAAUAUGUAUGGCCCAAUUAUCCGAACACAAUAAAGACCUUCAGCCAACGCCGUCACUUGACUCUGAAAAAGCAGAAGCAUCAAGCUUAUUGACAUCGAGUUUCGUGCGAAAUGAUUGGAAGGGCAUUAGAACCGGUGCAAAAUCAGCAGCCGCAGCAUCACAACAGUCUUUAUCGCGAAUAACAACAGCAGCAGCAGCAGCAACAACAAAUAGCCAUAAUCAAUCGCAUAAUUUAAGUCAUUAUCUGCACAAUAAGCAAGAAAACUACCAAAGUCGCCAAAGAAAAGAUCGAUCUAGUCAGAAUCAUCAUGAUCGGCGUCGUAUACAAAAUAAUUUAGGUGUUAGUGCAGAUAAGCAGACAGACGAAGCGCGUUAUAAUUUAGCAACGCGCAUCAUGUCAAAUGGCGUUGAAGUUAUUGUUGCUGGCGAUAAAACAACAUUGCCGGGCGGCCAUCCCAAUACACAUCUACGAAUUUUAACCACAACUGAAGCAUUUAAAAUGCCAUUAACACUCGCACCGAGCACAUUAAAAGAUCAUAUGCUAUUGAUGCUGCCGCAAACAACCGACGACAAUAGUAAUAACGGUGCCGUCGCUAAUAUCGGCGAUCCAGUCAAGAGUACACCAGUUAUAAAUGAAUUACAAUCGUUUUACAAUCAAAAUCAAUUUGUCACCAAAACAUGCCUCACAACAUUCACCUAUUCCACAACAUAUGUUUUGGAUGGCACAACGAAAAUUGAAAGUCGCGAAAAAGUCAUCACAAACACAGCCACCGAAGAACGAAACGCUUAUAAUAUUCGGCCAACAACUGCAUCAGGAAUUACAUUGACACAGACUCCUCAUCUUGCUACGGGCGUUUUUAAAACAACAUACACGUAUUUGAACACGGUUUUAGAUGGUGAACAACCGGUUGUUUUAACAUCACAGCACACCGUCGCAAAUACAAUAACAGCGCCCGAGGAUUAUUUAUCAAUUUUACAACCGUCCGAACCGAGCGCAACACUCUUCGAAACAAAUACAUACUUCAAUACAAUGGUCUUAACGAAAACUCUAACCGAUAAUGAUAUUACAAAAGUGAUAAGUACAACUGAUGUGGUGAGACAAGUGGUAAUUACGGAACUUUUACCCUCGAAAAGUAUGUCAGUAAUGACAUCGUACAUUGCAAUCGAUUCGGAGGGAAAUGAGAGUCCAGCUGAUAAAGCUGAUAUUUUAUCAUCGCCACUACUCUCCGUCACCGAUGUGGUGAAAACAUUUUAUGUUACAUACACAUAUUUUAAUACGUAUUUGAUCAAUGGCAGUACAAUUGUACGAACAAAUAUGUCAACAUCAUCGGUUGUGGCCACCGAAAAGCUUUACAUAUAUCCAACAACAAAACGAUUGCCAGCACCACAAACAACAACGCGUAACGCAUUGCCCAUUCGCAUUGAACCGCUUGACAAUAAUAUCGGACACGAUGACGAUUACAAAACAAUCGAUUCAAAUGAACUUAUGAACGAAGAACUACGCCAAACGGUCAAUUUAUAUGCAACGAAAACAUUUGCAACAACAUUCACCUAUUUUACAACACACUUAGAAGGGCCAAGCAAUACAGAUGCACCAGCCGCUGCAUCAUCCGAUUAUGAUAAUGAGCACUUAUCAACGGUAAUUGAUUCGCAUACGCGUGUUGUUGAAAAUGUUGUCACCGAAUCGAUUCCAAUGAAAUUUUUGCCAUCGUCAGCUGUUCACAAGCUUAAAUUACUUUUCUUUGGCGACGACCAAAAUCAAGCACAAAUAAAAAACGAAAUAAAAUAUACAACACUGGCCACAUUGAUCGAUGGCCAAUCGAUCGAAAUUACAGCGGUGAAAAAUGCAAUCGAACCAAGUUCAAAGCAAAAAGAUGACAUGCAAACAACAAAUGUUUACUCGAACGGUGCAUCGAUUGUGAAUAGUGAAGAAAAUAGCGAAGAGCAUCUGAUUGAAAUUGAUAAUACGAAAAAUGAAUUGGAAAAUGAUCAAGAUGUGGCCGGAAGUGAACAUGAACCACUGGAAACAAAUCCAAUCAAUAAUAAAGUCGAUUCAAGACCAACGCUUAAAAAUUCCACGAAAAUUAAAACACAAACGCAAUCGCCGGUUAGCAAUUUAAUUGGAUCCAUCAAUUUCAAUGGUGUAUUACGACCAAUGAUUGAUGCCGUCGCGGGUCUUAUUAAACCAAUGAUCAAUUGGAAUAAUGAUAGUAUUGCAAGUAAUGCGCAAACAAUUGCCGUUCAUCAUACACCAUAUCCAUUGUAUACACCGGGUCGACCAAAUUUGCCGCCAAUUCCCGAUUUUAUUGAAAACUUGACAAACAAUCAAAGUGGCGAUAGUGUGCCACAACCACCCACUGGCAUUGAACCGGCCAAAGGACAUGCACGAAAUCCCAUUUAUAUUCCAGUCAAUGGAAACAACAAAGAGAACUAUGAAAAUAUUGAAAAUUUAACGCCCGUCAACUUUUUACCACCCGAAAUUGUUGAUCAUUCGGAAAGUAGCAAUGAAAUUACAUACACAAAAUCAAUUCAAAAUUUGAAUUUAAAUCAAAAGAAUAAGAUUCCGCUGCUCGGAGACGGUGGCAUUCCCAUUUCACCUGGUGAUGUUAUCACGACCAAUUCAGAUGUGAUUUUCGGAAGGCCAACAGGAAAUCGACCAAGAAUUCCAUUGAAUAGAGAAACGCCAGUUUCAACUGUUUCAAGUGGAAAUAUGUCACCGGAACAAUUUAACACUGAUUCCCAUCCAAUUUCUUCAGUUCAAAGUGAGACAUAUAUUGGUCCACCGCCUCCAUUGCCACAGAAACCAUUGUCACAAUUGCAACAAAAACCACCGCAUUUGGCGAAGGCAACACCGCAUUUCAAUAAAAUUCCAGUCUUCAGAAAUAAGCCAAUGUUUGUACAAAACAAACCAGCACCGCCGCCGCCGCCACAACAUAUUUUAUCGGCAUUGCCGCCACAUCAGUUGAUUGGAAAUCAAUUGCAACAAAAUCACGUACAAUUAAAUCAAAUCCAUCCAAAUGCAGUUCAUCAAAAUCAAGUCAUUGCCAAUCAGAUGCAUCCAAAUCAAUUGCAUCCAAAUCAAGUACAUCCAAAACAAGUGCAUCAUCCAAAUCAAGGACAUUCAAAUCAAGCGCUUCCAAAUCAAAUAAUUCAAAAUCAAAUUCAUUUGAAUCGUAUUCGGCCGCAUGUCGCUCAUCCACCGCAUCUUCAAAACAAGGAGCCACCGCUACCAAAUCGUUCAGUUCCACAGCCAAUUCGACCAAAUUUAAUUCCAUUAAAUCAUGUGCAUCCAACACCAAAUAUCGGUAUUCCGUCCAACACUGAUAUGCAUAAAUUUGUAUUGAAUAAUGUUGCCGGUGGUAUGAAUGAUAUCAUUGAAAUUCAGCGUAUACCUGAAGUGUUUAGUACUGAUUUGCCACCGGUUCACAUCUAUCAUGCGCCACAAGAGAUUGUCUCAUUCACAGCCGAAACAAUUGAACCAAGCAAAGCGAUAGCGUAUCGUCCACAACACGAAAUUCAAACGAUAAAUCAACUAAAUCAAUUGAAUCAAUUCCCUGAAGUUGUUGAAAGUGCAACUGGUCAACCAUUAUUUGUAAAUAUUCAACCGUCACAAAUUGCAAAAGUUGUAAUACCGCAUGGUAGUUCAAGUGCACUAAUCUUUGGCGGUGUACAAGAAAUGCAUAAGUCUGGUGAAUAUUUCGACGAUCCAUCACCAUAUCCAAAUGUAAACGAUCAAGUCAUUAGCAUACAUUCGAAACCAUCAAUUGCGGUUACAAAGAAUGUUAAUGCACAAGUACAAGAUGUGAAUAAUGUACAAAUUGGUUCGGUGCCAGCCGUUGCAAAUCAAAAAGUGAAUGUUGAUUCGCACGUCUUAAGCCAAGAUGUUGACAUGCAUGCUCCACCAAUUAUAUUCCGAAAUCAAGACACAAACGAUAUUCCAAUCACAUCCGGAACAAUUUUAAAUAAAGACGUCGAAUCACAUCAGCAUCUUUACAUUCCAAAUGGAUAUAAUCGCAGUCAUCAUGAUGAACAUCCAUACUAUGACAUUCCAGACGCUGGUAAUUUGAUUCGUGACAAUAAUCGUUCGCCAUUUGUCGUUGAUAUUCAAAGCAUAAAUUUGGGCAUGAGCAAUGAUGAAGAUGCAAAUAUUUCGGGUGAAGUGAGCGAUGAUAAUUUGCCAUUGCAUUCACAAGCACCAUCAGUUAAUGAACAAUUGCACAUUGAUCAACACAAAGAGGAUGACUAUGAAAAUGAGCACGGCGAAGUGAUUCAAGAAUCGAACUCAGUGCCACAGCUUGUAUCAAGCGACCAAUCAUUUGUCGAUAAUUUAAAUCAAAUUUUGGACGCAACAAAACCAACGACAAAGAAUUUGCCAAAAGAUCAACGCAUUCCAUUUACACAAACCGAAGCGAAUAGUUUAUGGAAUAAGUAUCCAUCGACAAGUGAAUUAUAUCCCGUGAACUUUACCACUGAAGGUCCAUUAGUGAGCCAAACACCGUCAUCACAUUCGCAUACAACCAGCGCAAAUCGUAUGCCAUUCGGUGCGCAUCAAGCUAAAGUACAAAUUCCAUCGAUUUCACCAUCGCUGGUCAAUGAUAUGUAUGUGCCAGCAAAUCGUACACAAACAUUAAAACCAAUUGCAACACAUGGACCAAAUUAUGCUAUUCGAAAUCCAAACAACAAACAAGUGUUCUAUGGCCAUCAGCCACAGUCGGGUGUUGAACCACUCUCUAAGCGACCAUCCAAGUUUGGCACACCACAUCAUAUCACACUACAAAAUCUACCUGUACCACCACACUUUGCCGGACCAAUGUAUUCGGAUGCACAUCGUCCACUUGCGCCACCGUCACAAUCGCAUCAUUCACGACGACCCGUUUCAAUUAAGCAAAAACCAUUUUCACGCUAUCCCGUACAUCAUAGCAAACCAAUUCCAACGAAUUACUCACUGCAUCAAGGUGAACCGAUCAAACCAAAUUGGCAUUCAAGCAAACCAUUCGAUGCUAAUCACUUUGGACCAAAUGUACCAUUGACAACAACGAGACAUCCAACAACAUUGCACGAUCAAACACCACAAACGAGUGAAUUGAAUGCAUACAGUACGCAUCGACCGUCGUUCAUCAAACACAAUGUUAAUAAUUAUAUUCAAAGACCAGAUCCAGAUUCAAAGAUCACACAUUACACGGAUCCAUCAACGAAUAUAACGCAUUCGGCCCAAGAUUCCAAUAUUUACGAUUUGACACGUGGAAAACCGUUCAUUUUCUCACCACAACGACAAAAUGCACAAGAACCAUCAUCAUCUUCAUCGGGAUCAUCGUCAUCGAAUUUGAAUAUUGGCGAAGAAAAACGGCCAACCACAAGCAUGAAACACAAUGAUACAAACUCAAAUGUUGAAGUUACAUUAUCCGAUCUAUUUGAUUUUAAGGAGAGCAAUAAUCCACAUAAUUUUGCAUCGAUUACAGAGAAUCCAAAUCAAAUUAUGACCACCGAUAAUUUGCCGGGCAUUACAAAUUCCGCUUUCAUGCCAUUUGGUGAAAAGACAAAACUAUCAAUGCCAGUCCAUCCGGCCGAACAAUAUCCAAAGACACCAGCCACCGAAAUGCAACCACCACCAACACAUGCCACAAAAUACAAACCAUACAUUCAAAAGCAUGUGCCGGCCAUUUCACCAUCGCCGCAUCAUCAUCAAAAUGUUUUGAUUGAAGAAGUGAUGGGACUGUCACCGCCACCAAUUCCAAAAUUAUCCAUUAAAAAACCACCAGCCGUCGUUAGCGUUGACAAUCACAAUGGUAAUUAUGGUGUACCGCAUGGUAACUUACAUCCGGUGCAUAGGCCAACUGUGGGCGGUAUAUUCUCAAUCACAGCUCCAACACAUUAUCCGGAAACAUCGUAUGUGACAACGCAUCAUGAUGCUUAUGUUGAAUCGGGCACCGAAACCGGUACCAUUGGAGAACCACAAAUUGUAACCAGCACCGAAGAGCAAGAGGUAGCCGAAAGUGAUCCAAAUGACAAUGUUCACAUUCCAUAUAAAAAUGUAAUGCGUGAAAAAUCGUCGACAAAAGAACCAAUCCGAACCACAGAGCCAACGACCAUGAAUAUAAUUAGUGAUUUGGAUGAUUAUGUGCGAUAUAAUGUUGAUACCAAACCGGAUGUACCGCGAUUAUCAACGUUAAGAAAACCAUUUAAACCAACAUCAAAUGGACAUAUGCCACAAUCGCCACAAUUCGAUGAAAGUUCAUUGCUUCAACCAUCACAACAUCAUAUAUUUGAAGAAAUUUCAACCCCAUCAUCACGUGCCACACCAGCCACCAAAAUCAAAUUGAUUAAACCAACGGCCACUCUAAAAGCUGAAACGGUCAAAGCAACCCGACACACCGUUCAUGAUACGAAAGUAUUGACAGUUACAACGACCAAAACAACGGUACGUUCUCAAGGCAUUACAUCAACAAUACUAUUGACAUUGACACGUACAAAAACAUCGACAAUUGUUGAUACCAUAACGCAUACACUUGUGAAACCGACCCGUGUUACACACGAACCAACAAUUAAACCAACCAUUUUUACGGCACCGAUUACAAUGCAAAAAGUAUCAGGAUCAUCAUCGGCAAUCGUGCCAAAUCCAUCAUUUUCGAUUUAUGCAAUUGGUUCGGCUCAUGAUGAAAGCGAACACGAACAUGAUAGUUCGAAUGUAUCGAGCGAAGAUCAAUCAUUUGAAUUGGAUGACAUUCAUAAUAUUGAACAUAUGAUGAUUUCACCAACACCAAAAAUACCCGAAACAGUCACAUCAACAAAACACGUUGUAACAUCAUCGUCCCCGUCCAAUGGAACAAACGAUAGCAUUUUCGUUGUGAUGAGCGAUCGCAGAAAACUUGGCACCAUCAAUAUAAAUGCGGAUCUUCUGAAUACAUUGACAGCCAAUUUACAUAACUCAACAACGAAACAUGGACAUGAUGAAAUUACAAGCGGUACACAGAAGAAAGCACAUGCAACAAUGGGUGCUAUUGAUGAUGUUUCCACGGACGAUGAUAAUAUUGAAACAACCGAUGACGAUGAUUUCUUUGAUAAUUUACCAAAACGUGAUGAUGAAGACGAUAAUCGAAAUGAUGUGAGUCACGUUUUACUUGGUGGCAUUUUAAUUGCAACACCACCACGCUCAUCGGAAGUAUCGAAGAAUAACAAUGGUGCAACGGUCGCUAAACCACCAAAACAAUCGACGCAUACAAUUACCUAUGACAUUAAUCCGGCCGAUGAAAUUGACGAGCACAUUGAAAGCCAAGGUGCCGCAAUUAUUGAGGAGACAAGAACAUCACAUGAUAAAAAUCGUGUUACAACGCAACCGGAAUGUCAACCCGAUUGUAAAGCGGUUAACAAUGAAAUUUGCCAGAUUACUGGCGAUUUGGCUAGAUGCGUGUGUCGACCUGGUUUUGCUAGAAUGUUCCUUGAUCGACCUUGUAAACCUACAUACACAUACACGCUACAUUUGGCCGUUUCACAGUUGCAAAGUCAAUCACUGAAAUACGAAGAUGCAUUGCGUAAUCCAUCAUCACCGAAAUAUUCGCAUUUGAUGCAAGUCGUGCACGAUGCCAUCGAUCGUAUGGUUAUGCAAUCCGAACUACGUGACAUUUAUCAUGGUGUUCAUGUGGCUGGUUUUAAUAAUAUCACUCGUGCGAAUAGCACACAAACCGGAUCAUCGAAAAUGUCGGCCGAACCAUUUGCGGCGCCAAUGAGAGGCGUCGAAACGGAAUUCCAUUUACAAUUGUCCGAUAAUUCGAAGAAUGAAGAACAAAUUAUGGACGUAUUCAAAAAGUAUUUGCAAAAGAAUAACUAUAAUUUGGGCGGAACGAAUUUGUUUUCAUCACAGUCUCUUAUUGACCAACUACGAGCAAAUGAUUUCGAUGAAUGCAUGAAUGCGAAAUAUCAUGAUUGUUCGGAAAAUGCAUAUUGCUUCAAUUUACGAGGCACCUACACUUGUUCGUGCAAAGAAGGCUUUGUCGACAUGUCUGAAAAUCCAUUGUAUCCGGGUCGUGUAUGUUCGGCCGAAAUGAUGGGUUGUGAUCGAUGCAAUUAUCAUGGCAGUUGCCUUGAGCAAAUCGACGAUGAUAACGAAAUGCAUGAAAUGGUUUGUGAUUGCUUCCAAUGGUAUGCGGGCGAAAAAUGUCAAUACAAUUUGAAAGUGUUGCUUGUUGGUCUAAUUGCAUUGGGCGGUGUUCUAUUUGCUCUGUUGUUGAUUUGCAUCAUAUUGACAUGUUGGAAGCACAGUCGACCUAAUGGUCGACGACGUACCGUUGUGCCAGGCAUCGAUAUUUUGCCACACAAAACUCUAACUGUGCAUGGCAGCAAAACGGGAACAUUACAAGAUAGACGCGCAAUGAUUGAAGACACCAGCAGCGAAACGAGCGAGGAUUCAUUACAGUUGCCAUAUGUUGCAAAGAAGCAGCAAAAUGCUUCAUCGAAAAAUGCUAAGAAAGUCAUAAAUAAGCCAACGUCGGCACCGCCAAAAGGAAUGGCUCCGGCACCACCCAAGGGAACCAACAACACAGCAACAAUGUCAACAAAUAUUGAUCCAAAUCGUUCGUUGACUGUGAUGAUUCCACGUGCAAAAUACUAUUCACAACAAACAACACAAGCACCACCUGAAUCACAGCAACAACAUCAUCAACAUCAAGAUCGUCGUAGUGUACAAACCGGUGUAGCAACGGCAACACAAGGUCAAGCAACAAUGUUUACAACAACCGAUUCAAUUGGUUCAACUGCCGAGGCAAAAUUGUUAAGCUAUUUAGAUGCUAGUCCAUCAACAUCGAAGAACUUUAUAAAGAAGAAAACAAGUGCGCACAAUAGCAAGAGCCAUUUAAAUGAUGACAGUUUGAAUCAUCAUUAUCCAUAUCAUUCGGGUGAAACUGGCGCUUUAAUAUCAGCUGGUUUUGAAGUGUCAGCUACGGUUGUUCAUGAUAGUUUAACUACUGUUCCGAAUGCAAAUGGAUUAGAUGCCAACAGCAGCAUAUCGACAAACAAAAAAACCACCGAUCAUCUGGUCGACUGGUUGACGAAUGUGCCAGAAAAUGAAUUAAUCAUAUCCGAGGCACGUUCGUAUGGCGAAACUUUAGUUCAUCCACAGACCAAGACGUUGAUACAAUCGCCGCAUUAUCGAAGUCAAAAUACAAGUGUUUAUGAUAAGCCGCUUUCAACGAUCAUGAUGGAUGAUGCAGGUACGAUGGCUGAGCGCGAUUUGGGCUCAACUUUCUUACUGCCACACACGCACUUAUACAAACCCGAUCGGGCGAGCGAUAUAUCCGGCUUUGAUUCGCUGUAAUAAAUGCUGCUGUUCCCUCGUUGCAGUUGAUCUAAUUUAUUUUGCUUGAAGAAUUAUUUAUUUUCGUUAUUUUUAAAAGAAAAAAAUUAUAUUGUUUUUUUUUCUCUACAAAACACACAAUAUUCCGCACGCUUUUUCGUUUCAAAUGUGUCGGUUAGUUUUUUGUUCCGACAAAAAAAAAGAUCAUUUGGUUUUGUGUGUGCGUAUGUAUAAAUCAACUAUGCUAUCGUUUUUUAUUGACUAUUUUUAUACUCUUUUGUAAAUUAUAUUACGAAAAUGAACAAUGCAGCCAUAUAGUAAAAUAAACUGUAAUAUUUGUAAUAUGUUAUCAA
Molecule: messenger RNA, 10290 nt
Organism: Contarinia nasturtii (swede midge)
Lineage: Eukaryota; Metazoa; Arthropoda; Insecta; Diptera; Cecidomyiidae
Product: serine-rich adhesin for platelets
Exons: 17
Coding region: 326-9958 (3210 amino acids)
Molecular function (GO): calcium ion binding
Source: RefSeq, a predicted model, not a curated record